This is a messenger RNA of Pelobates cultripes (western spadefoot toad), 300 nucleotides long. Lineage: Eukaryota; Metazoa; Chordata; Amphibia; Anura; Pelobatidae. The record is from the annotation of a GenBank genome assembly.
AUGGAGACCGCUACACGCCGCCUAAACGACAUUCUCCUAGCUAAAACAUCAUACGCUAUGCAACGCCUGAAGGUGAGACAAUACUCCCAAGGCAAUAGAGCAGGGAGAGCUAUGGCAGCAUUGCUACGAAAAAAGCAAGCCCAAUCCAAAAUCCCCUAUCUAAUUUCCAAUGAAGGGACAAAAAUCUACAACCCCCAAGACAUUAACGAUGAGAUGGCCAACUUUUAUCACAACUUAUAUAAUUUUUCCUCCACGCACUUCUACAGAAAUUUGGAUUUCCCCCACGAUUCACUGCACUGA